ACUCAAUGGCCAUAUGUCCCAACCCCACCUAGACUUCCCUUUGAAGCAACAUUCAUCCUUGUAUACACCCCUCCAUCAUUAAUUACAACCUAAGAUUUCAAAUAAUGGCCGAUAUUCUUUUAUGGCUCUGCCAUGGCCACCACAUUGUCCUUCUAUGGAUUUCAAUAGCCACGCUUUUAACCAUCUCUUCUUCUAUGCCACCACCAAACCCUAUCAAAUGCAACAACAUUAACUCAACAUCAAAUUGCCAACUUUCCAAUUCCUACGGUGUUUGGGGUGAUAGACAAACAUGUCACGCCCCAAAAAUUGUCUAUCCCACAACCGAAGAAGAACUUCGUGACGCAUUAGCCAAUGCAAAUAAAAACAACCUUAAAGUCAAAAUUGUCACAAGAUUUUCACACACAAUUCCUAAACUAGCAUGCCCUGGUAACUCAAAAGAAUUUGUUUUCAUUAGCACUGAAAAAUAUGACUCGAACAUCGAUAUUAACAUGGAAGAACUUACGGUCACUGCUGAUGGUGGAGUGGGACUACGAAAACUUAUCGAUACGAUCGAAAAGGCAGGGUUCAGUUUGGUGGCUGCUACAUAUUGGGAAGGAGUGACUGUUGCUGGAGUAAUAAGUACGGGUGCUCACGGUAGUUCAUGGUGGGGCAAAGGAGGAGCAGUUCAUGAUCAUGUUAUUGGUCUAAGUCUCAUUGUACCAGCUAAUGAAUUUGAAGGUUAUGCUAAAAUAAUCAAAUUGACACCACACGAUCCACUUUUCAAUGCUGCUAAAGUUUCUCUUGGAUUGCUUGGAAUCAUUUCUAAGGUGACAUUUCAAUUGGAGCCAGCAUUCAAGAGAAGUAUAAGAUUCAAUUUCACAAAUGAUAGUCAUAUAGAAGAUGAAUUUAUGGAACAUGCAAGGAAGAAUGAAUUUGGUGACAUUCAAUGGUACCCUUCUAGACAUAUUGCUGUGUAUAGAUAUGAUAAUAGAGUCCCUUUAAACACAUCUGGCGAUGGCGUCAAUGAUUUUCUUGGAUUUCAAUCCAAUCCUAUUCUGCUGUCCAAAUCUGUUCGAGCCACAGAAAAGGGGUAUGAAAAUGCGAGAAACGUGGGUGGAAAAUGCAUAAUGGCGAGUUCUUUCGUGGCAUAUAAGAAAUUGAUAGCAAAUGGAUUGAAGAACAACAAAUUAAUCUUCACUGGAUAUCCAGUAGUGGGCCAUCAAGGGAAAAUGCAAACUUCAGGUUCAUGUUUAUACUCAUCCCCACUAGACAUCACCAGUACAUGUGCUUGGGAUCCAAGAAUCAAUGGACUCUUCUUCUAUGAAUCCACAGCCAUAUUCCCACAUUCAAACUUCGGAGAUUUCAUACGUGACGUAAAAAAAUUACGUGAUUUGGCCAAGCCAGAAAGCAUGUGUGGGGUUGACAUUUAUAACGGAUUUCUCUUUCGUUUUAUCAAGGCCUCAGAGGCAUAUUUAGGCCAAGGAGAAGAUUCAGUGGUCAUUGAUUUUAACUAUUAUCGCGCUAGUGAUGCCUUAACCCCGCGAUUAAACCAAGAUAUUUGGGAGGAAAUUGAGCAAAUGGCAUUUGUUAAGUAUGGGGCUAAGCCACAUUGGGCUAAGAAUAGGAAUGUAGCAUUUCUUGAUGCACAAAAGAAGUAUCCAAAAUUUAACAAGUUUGUUGCUGCCAAGAAUGAAUUGGAUCCUAAGAAUAUAUUUUCUAGUGAAUGGUCUGAUGAAAUAUUGUUUGGAAAACAAGAAGGUUUAAAGGGUGAUGGAUGUGCAUUAGAAGGGUUGUGUAUUUGUUCUGAAGAUAGGCAUUGUAGUCCAUCAAAAGGUUACUUUUGCAAGGCAGGGCUAGUUUAUCAAGAAGCACGUGUGUGUAGAUUUUCAUCAACUUCAACAAGGGGAAUAAAUAUUUUAUCCACUGGAAAUGUCCAGAUAUAAUGUACCUCUGCUUUGUCUUGAUGCAAAAUUCUAAUUCCAGAAAAACAAAAACAAUAAAAUGUGGCACUGGAAUUGGAACAA
Lycium ferocissimum is the source of this 2003-nucleotide messenger RNA. Its product is annotated as L-gulonolactone oxidase 3. The record is from RefSeq and is a predicted model, not a curated record. Gene Ontology annotation, molecular function: FAD binding; D-arabinono-1,4-lactone oxidase activity. Bases 105 to 1922 code for a protein of 605 amino acids. Gene Ontology annotation, cellular component: membrane. NCBI's taxonomy places the organism in Eukaryota, Viridiplantae, Streptophyta, Magnoliopsida, Solanales, Solanaceae. The transcript has 3 exons.